Laccaria bicolor S238N-H82 is the source of this 423-nucleotide messenger RNA. RefSeq lists its product as uncharacterized. The record is from RefSeq and is a predicted model, not a curated record. The transcript has 4 exons. Bases 1 to 423 code for a protein of 140 amino acids. NCBI's taxonomy places the organism in Eukaryota, Fungi, Basidiomycota, Agaricomycetes, Agaricales, Hydnangiaceae.
AUGGUGAUGAACCGCAUGCCCUUCUUCCCCCGUGCCUCAGGUUUUACCAUCAACGACAGUCAUCUGUAUCAAGUUGGUGGGGACUUCAACAUCCACUUCGCAAUACCUGCAGAAUCUACAGAGCGCAUUACAACACAAUUACUGGGGAAACGGAAAGAGCGUGAUCUCGACAAAGGCGAUGCGGAAGCAGAUGGACCCAGAAAGAGAUUUGAAGAAGUUCGCGAUGAAAUUCCGAGUCCGGACGGCCUGAUGACUGUACAUCCAAAGGACAUAGACUUGCAAAGACAACUAACAAGUGGUUCGAAUCAUUGCACACACUCGGCGAUCUACGAAGGGCGCAUUGUGGCGGUCAAGGUUUUCCAUGGUCCUCGAGCUAAGCAGAGUUGGAAGUUCAAUCUUACUUUGGCUAAAAACUUUUUGUGA